This is a messenger RNA of Rotaria socialis, 390 nucleotides long. Lineage: Eukaryota; Metazoa; Rotifera; Eurotatoria; Philodinida; Philodinidae. The record is from the annotation of a GenBank genome assembly.
AUGUCACUUCGUUCUUGUUCUUCAUGUUCCACUAUGUCAUCAUCAGGAUCCAGUAAAUCAUAUAAUUCUUACCGUUUAUUGUCAUCAUCAUCAAUAACAACUGUUUCUGGUCAAUUGAAUCAUGAACCAUCGAAACAAAACUCAAUAAUUGAUAAUGAACAAUGGCCUGCUCCACCAGAAGAAGAAAUUCAACCAGAGCAAAAUAUUGUACAAGAUACGUGGCGAAUUGAAAAAAAAAUUUCAUUAAAAGAUCAACAAUUGACAAAGAAUAGUUGUAUUGUUAAAGCAACAAUGACUAAUGAACAAAUUAUUCUUUCUGAUUCAUCAUCAACUAGAUCAAGAAUAAUUCCAGGCAAACAUAUUACUAUGAAAGUAGUCUUUCGUUUUUGA